Messenger RNA from Fonticula alba, 8322 nucleotides. RefSeq lists its product as hypothetical. The record is from RefSeq and is a predicted model, not a curated record. The transcript has 3 exons. Gene Ontology annotation, molecular function: protein binding. Bases 1 to 8322 code for a protein of 2773 amino acids. NCBI's taxonomy places the organism in Eukaryota, Rotosphaerida, Fonticulaceae.
AUGGACACCAGCACCCUGUCCACGCCGACGGCCGAUCUUUUGGCCGACUACCUGGCCCUCUUCACCCGGCAGGAUGUCCGGGCUGAUGUUGGCACACGACUGCAGGAUCUGAUCGAUCGGGAAAACCAUUGCCGCAUGCUGUUCGCGCAGGAGCGCGAUCAUGCCCACCUGCAGGACCCUCAUUUGAUGCUGAUCCCCCUCUUCGGCCAGCCAGCAGGUAGCAUGGUGGCCCGUGACGCCGGCGAGGAGGCGGCCCUUUCGCCGGACGGACUGCCACUCUACCGGCUGAUGUUCGCCGAGACCGCCGAGACCCGGCGCUUUCGCAAGGCCCCCGGCGACCCGGUCAUCACCGGCUCCCUGGAUGCCUUCCACCGGAACUGGGAACUUUUCACGGAAAAUUCCCUGCGCUAUGUCAAGUGGGAUAAUGUGGUGGCGGCCGGGGGGUCCGUCUUGGCGUGCCUGAUGCCGGUCUUCGACCCGGACACGCCGAGCACCUUCCUGCCGGAUGCCGACGUCGCCUUCGGCCAGGUGGCCCGAGCCCGAGCCGCCAUGCGGGUGGAUGCAUCGGUCCGGACGCUGAAUGGCGCCACGGUCACCAGCCCGGGCGAGGCCAUCUCCCCCAAGCGCCAGCGGUACAUCUACCACAACAUGCUGUACCGGUCGUCGGACAUUGACCUCUUCAUCUAUGGUCUGGAUGAGGAGGCCGCCCGGGCCAAGCUCAUCGAGCUGUAUGAGGCCAUUUCCAAUGCCAUCCCCCAUGCGGCGCUGGUCUUCCGGUCGAAGUAUGCCGUUUCGAUUGUCAGCCAGUUCCCCUACCGGCACAUCCAGAUUGUCCUCCGCCGGUAUGCCUCCCCGGCCGAGGUGCUCAUGGGCUUCGAUGUGGACUGCUCCGGGGUGGCCUUCGACGGCCGGCAGGUGUAUGCCGUGCCGCGUGCCCAUGCGGCGCUGGUGUUCCAGCGCAACACCAUCGACAUGUCCCGGCGGUCGCCCUCCUACGAAACCCGACUGGCCAAGUACGCGGCCCGGGGGUUCGCCGUGCGGGCCCCCCACUUCGACCUCGAUCGCGUGGAUCCCCAGAUCCUGGAACGGCCCCUCGACCGGGUCCAAGGCUUGGCCCGGCUGCUGGUGCUGGAGCGCCUCCGGUCGCCGGUGGCCCUUCAGACCUUCCGAACCGAGCAGCGCCUCCGCCGGAUGCGUGUCGAGUCGACGGACGCCCAGUCGGCCGAUGGGCUGGCUGGCGGCCUGGCCGGCAACCUCCCGGCCGAUGAUGACAUUGACAAUGGCCGCGGCGAGGGGGGCUAUCUUCGCCAACAAAUCGAAAGUCGCCUCAGUCAAGACGCCUUCCUGCGGGACCGGCUCCAUGGGAGCCACAUCAGCGAGCUGUCGGACUAUGCCACGGUCUUCCUGCCCUGGGGCCCGGACUGGAAUGCCAAAAACAUCCGCGACCUGAUGGAGGGCAAGGACUCCAUGCUGAACUCGCCCUGGUUCGACCGGGGCAAGACAUACCACACCCAUCCCUGCUUCAUCGGCCGCAUGGCCACCAUCAUGGAGGACUGUUGUGGCUUUUGCCCGGCCUUCCCGGCGGACUUCGACAUCGCCGAGUCCCCCUUCGUCCACGGGCCGUUGGUCUUCUUGGCGGAUGACCCCGGCCGCCAGGCCAUCGGCUCCUUCCGGCCCAUCACCGACGGCGAUUGGAUGACAUCGGCCCUCCUUGACCCGGCGGCCGACUUGCUGGCCCAGGCCGCGGCGACCGGCGACCUGGGCCUCUUCCACCGGGCGCUGGAGCUGGAGUCGGCGCGUGUGGCGCAUGACCGGGCGGCGGCCCUCGCCGGCCAGGCCGCCGCCGAGCGGAUCGCCGCCGCCGCCCAGGCCGAUGUGGCUGCUCGGUUGGCCGAGGCGUCGGCCGCCACCGCGGCCAUGCUCGACCGGGGAGACCCCUACUGCGAGGUCUCCCCGGCCUGUGCCCUGGGCCGGCGCCUGGCCACCGCCCGAAGGGCCCACACCCAGGCGCAAGAGGCGCAGGCCGCGGCCGCCCGGCGACUUGCCGAUGUGCAGGGGAUCCGCCUGGAUGGCCGUGACUCGCUCGGCCGGACGCCCCUCAUCCUGGCCGUCCUCAGUGGGAACCGGGAGAUUGUUCGGGCGCUGCUGGACGCCGGGCUGCGGUCCCUGCGCGCGGCGGUGCUGCGCCUGCGGCACCCUCCCGGGCAGGCUCCCCCGGACGAGUCGGACCGCCGAGUGCUGGCCACACUGGAGCCGUGUCUGGAAUUGUCGCUCCCGGAGUGCGUGCAGCCGAGUUUGUCCGAGCGCGGCGCCGAUGGCCGGACGCCGCUGCACUUUGCCGCGCACUACCAUCGCACGGACAUUUUGGUCGACCUGCUGGAGUACAACCACCGGGUGCGGGAAUUGCUGCUCGAGGCUCGGAGCCUGCGCGCUGGGCAAUCACCCGAGGAGCCGGCCACGCCGGAGCCCGGGGCCUCCGCCCCCGAGGAGGACAUCGACCCUGAUCAGGGCCAUGCCAGCCCGGAUGGCGACACCAUCGACCCCGAGCUCGAGGAGAUGAUGGAGCUUGCCGAGUCGGACGACGACUCGGGGGACGACUCGGGGGACGAUGCGCUCGACGACCGGCAGCCCACCGAGACCCCCCGUCGGGGCAUGGCCGAUGGCUCGGGCGGCAUGGCGCCCCCCGCGCGCGAGGGCUUUGUGUCGGUCGAUUGCGAGGAUUGGGCCGGGCAUCUGACCCCCCUGCACUAUGCCAUCCUCUUUGGGAGUGUGGAAUGCGCGCGCGUGCUGCUGGCCCAUGGGGCCAGUGCGGGCCGGCCGUGCCUGCCCCUCGCCACGGGCUCCGGCGAGGCCCUGACCCCGCUGAUGCUGGUGUCCUAUGUCGAGGACACCGACACGGCCGUGGCCCUGGCCACCCUGCUGGUCGAGGGGGUGGACCUUGUGCCGUUGGCCGGGCAGCCGGCUGGCGGGCCAGCAGGGCGCUCGGCGCCGGCCUCCCUGGUGGACAUGAUGCUCACCCGGCAGCUGUCCGUGCUGGGGCUGUAUGCGGCCCGGUUGCGGGCGGAUUUGCUGACGGACUUCAUCGGCCGGCACUUCUCGGCCGAGCAGCUGGCCCCGCUGCUGACCCAUGUCACCCUGGACCAGUUGAACCCCCUCGGUCUGGCCAUUCGCAUCGGGUAUCUCCAGGGCGGCAGCCAUGGCCGCCAUAGUGCGCCGGCCAUUUUGCGUGAUGGGCUUGGUCGUGCCCUUCGCGAGCAGCUCACCUGCGACACCGUCCGGGCGCUGCUGCGCCUGGGGGUCCCGGCUCGCGUGCUGCCCGAGCACCAGGCCGCCUCCAAGGACCUGGCCAUGGCCACCUGGACCGCCGGGCUGUCCUUGCACAGUGCCCGCUGCUAUGAGACCCUCCCGGACGAGCUCCAGCCCUGCUACAUGGCUCUCGAGGCCCGGCUGCCCCGGGUGCUGGAGCUCCUCCUCGAGGCGGAUCCCUCGCUGGCCACCCUACGCCUUUCGGGCGUCGCACUCGCGCCUGCCAAGCUCCCCGACCGUCAGCUUGUCGCCCCCGCCGGCGGGGCUUUCGCCGCACGCGCCCCCCUCGGGCACGGGGCCGCCAUGCCGGAGCCGGCCUUCCACCUGACGGACUCGGUCCUGGCCACGGCCGCCCGGAUGGUGCAGGCGGCCCAGGCCGACGCCAGGGAGCUGGCCGCCCUCCAGGCUGCGGCUCCCGCGCUCUUUGACCUGCUCGAGCAGGUGUACUCCCAUGCGGAACUUGGCAAGGCCACCGCCACCAAUGAGGUGGCCAUCAACGCGGACGAUCUGGACAUUGCCGACAUCCGGGCGGCCAUGCGAGUCAUGCGCCGGGUCAUGCGCGACGAGUACCUUGCCGCGGCGGGCCUCGCGGGCCGGCCGACCGCCGGCGAUGAUGCCACCAUGACCGACGCCACACCGGACGCCGGCAGCAUGCCGGCCGGCCCCCAGGCAGACGAUGAUGCCGACCUGUCCGAUGCCCCGGAGCCGACCAUCGACCAUGAGGACUAUGCGGCCGGGCGGCCGGCGGUCGACCAGUUCCUCUGGCAAGCCGUCGGCAAUGUGGCCGGCCUGUCGAUGCCGGAGCCCCGGCUGUCGGAUCGGGAUGACCAGGUUUUCCGCCUGCGCAAUGCCAUCCGUCUGCGGAAUGGCGAGCCCCGCCUGCCCCGGGCCCCGACCGGGCUGUUCGAGCCGGCGGAGCUCUUCGACCCGGCCAGCGUGACGACCAUUCGCUCGGCCCUGCGCACGCGCCGGCAAAUCCUGCGGGAGAUCCACCGCCACGAGGCGCUUCCGGCCGCCGGCGCGGCCCCGGGCCCCGGGGUGAUGGUGACGCUUUUGCUGCACGACCUGGCCGUGGUCAAUUUCAUGGUCGGCCUGCCGGCCGGCGAUCGACUCGACGACCGGGACCCGGCGCGCGGCGAAUCCGGCCCGCUCGCGGCCGCCGACCACCCGCCAGGCCCCCUGCAUCGGUUGCGGCCUGCUGCGCGCGACGCCCUCGACCGGGUCAUGGCCGCCGCAUCCGACGGCCUGUUGGCCCGGCAGCGGGAGGACUUCCGCCGGCUGGGGCUCAUGCAUGAAUUGCUGGCCCGGCAUCUUGGCACGCCGUGCACCUUCCCCCGGCGGUAUCCCCCUGCCGGGGACCGGCUGGCGCCCCGGGCCAAGCGCGUGUGGGCCGCCGGCUACGACGACCCCGAGGCCCUGGCCCAGCAUCUGGUUCAGGAGGUGGCAUUCCGCGCGUGGGCCAAGGUCACCGUGUCGGUGGCCGAAUGCCUCCUCCGGAGCCUGACCAUGGAAGCCAUCCAGGCGGCCCUGGACCGGGAGUUCGAAGGGCACGAGCGCAUGGGCACCUGCCCCCAGCUGGGGGCCUUCAUCAGGCGCCUCGCUGGCGCGAUGCUGGCCCGGGUCCCGGGCACGCUGGAGGCGACCAUGGGCCAGGAUCGCCACACGUCCGAUUGCCGGGCCUUCGGCCCGGGCAGCGGCCAGGGGCCCGGUCUGCGGGUGGGCUUCCGGGCCGGGGGCCACCCGGUCCAGGGCCCGGCCAAUGAGGCCAUCUACCGGGCCCUCUUUGAGGCGGUCUUCGCCGGCGACACGGCCCUUGUGGCCCACUUGACCGACACGACGGCGCACGGCCCGCGCGUGGCCCUGGUGGACAGCUGUCUGAGCGGGUCAUCCAUGACCACGCCCCUUCGGGUGGCCCUGCGGUUCUUGCCCCGGCCCGCGGCGAUGGUGGAGCUGCUGCUCGCGCGGCUGGCUUGCCAGUACCGGCCGCGUAUCAGCGCGGCGGCGGUGCGCGUGGCCGCCGCCCAGGCGGCCGAGUCGCCCGGGGCCGCGGCCAAGCGCGCCGCCCGCAUCAGCACCCUCGACUUCUUGGCCAUGACCUUCGGCGAUGGGCCCGACCAGGCCCUGGACUAUCUGGAUGAGGAGCCGGCCCCGGGCCCGGGUGCCGGCCAUGCCGGGGGGCCAAAUGCCCCGGCGGAUGUGCCCCCCUCGCUGGGCCUCGGCCGGGGCCGCGGCAAGAUGGCCCACCGGGCCUUUGCCCGGGCUUACCGGGCCAAUUGCCGGGCCCAGAGCACGGUGGCCAGCACUGGCGCCUCGGCGGUGGCGCGGCCCGGGCCCCGGCACGAGGAUGGCCACUUGCGCUUCAGCUCGACCAGCCCGCUGGAGCAUCUGGCCACCUUGCAUACCUUCAUGCCGGCGGUUCGCCGCCGGCCCGGGCACACGGAUGCCCAAUUGGCCGGGCUCCAGCUGCUGGUGCCCCCAUCAUGCAAGCUGUCCCACCGGCGCCGUGCCAUGAUGGCCAGACAUUGGCAGCACUUCCGCCAUCGCCAUGUGGCCCUCGGCACGGACCCGGUGCCGGGGCUGGAUGAACUGGCCCGCCGCGAUGACCGGUGGGCCCGGGUCCCCGGGCCGGGGGACACCCCCGGCUGGGAGUUCCUCACCCAACUGCUUUCCAGCCAGGCCCAGCCGGACGAGCCCUCCCGGCCGGAAGUCUGCAUGAAUCUCCUGGGCGAGACGCUCUUCCAUGCGGCCGGGCUUGCCGAUGGCGCGGAGGAAGCCCUGGCCCUGGUGCUGGCCAUGCUCAAUGGCUUGCGUUUGGUGGAGGACACCGCCACCCGGCUGGACCGGCUGGCGGCCCGGAUCCAGGGCCACUUGACCUAUGCCCCGGGGCUGAUGCAGCUGCCCGAACGCCUGAUGGCCAACAUCGCCGCCGGGGCCCAGGUCAGCCCGCCGCCCAUGGCCAUCGCCAUGGCCAUGGACAUGCCGCGACAGGUGGUUCUGCUGCUCCUGCGGCGCUUCGGCGGCGGGGUCAACUUCGCGCUGUGGCCCCUGCCGGCCGAUGUGCCGGUGGCCGCGGCCCGGCGCCAUACGGUCCUCACGCGGUCAUCCAAGACCCAGCUGUUCGCCGCCCCGGCCGACGGCGGCGAGGGCCUCGCACGCUCAUCCCGCAACAUGCUCACCUUGGUGGCUCUGUCCGGCGGCGCGGGAGCCCGGCCGGAGGGCUUCGAGCAUGUGGACCCGCCGGCCAUCAUGCCCGCGGGUCCCCUGGCCGAGAAGCACCCCUUGAGCUUCCUGCCCCCGGUGACGGUGGCCCUCCUGGCCGGGCAUCGGGACCUGGCCGGGUGGCUGGCCGCCGACCCGGCCCCGCGACAGGCCUUCCGCGACUUCUGGCACCGCAAGCCCGCCCGCCGGCCGGUGGCCGACCUGUCGCUGGCCGGGCAAUUCCCCACCGUCGACCAGCUGGCCCUGGUGGUGCCGGACACCGAGCGCAGUGUCCUGCGGGCCCUCGGCCGGGAGGUCCUCCUGGAUGUGGCCCCCCUCGAGCGGGCCCUCUUCCGCCUGGACACCGUGCUCAAGGUCCCGGCCCGGCCCGGCGAGGAGCGCACCCACACGGAGUACACCACCGCCGUGGCGGCGGUCACCAUGCUCAACAGCCAGCCGGCCGCGGCCCUGCUCCGGGAAAUCCUCACCGCCGAGCCGUACGGCCUCGGCCCCGGCCAAUUGGCCAGCCUGGCCGGCACCGGCCUGGCCCUCGAUUCGCAGGCCCUGCCCAACAGCCUGGCCGCCUGGGUGGCCGGCUCGGCGGCCGACGACCUGCCCCUGGUGGCGGUUGAAAGCCACGACGUGGCCCUCAGCCCGUUGGCCCUGGCGGCCGGGCUCGGCCUCGCCGGCGCCACGGCCGGCCUCCUGGCCGACCUCCAUGCGGAUCCCUCCCAGGAGGACCCCCUCCGCGGCUGGACGCCCCUGCACCAUGCGGCAUACUCGCACCAACCAACAAUAGCCGGGCUGCUUCUGGCCACGGUGGCCGCGCGCGCCGGGGCCGACCCCCUGGCGGCCGUGCGCCGGGCCAUCUUCCAUCGGAGCCCGGUGUCUGGCCUGAGCGCGGUGCAUCUGGCCGCCGAGCGUGAUGCCCAUGGGGUCCUGCGGGAAAUGGCCCUGGCCCUGGCGCGCGCACGCUUCCACACCUCGGCCCCCGAUGGGGGGCACAUCCUCCGCGCCCAGGCGGAGCUCUUCCAGCCGGAACACCACACCACCUCCGGCCGGGACUCGCCGCUGCAUGUGGCCCUGCGCUUCUCGCACUUCCUCCUGACCGUGGAGAUGCUCCUGAUUUUGGCCGUCGAAACCACGGUGGAGCAUGGCCCGCGUGAUGCCGGGCCCCUGGCCGAUGCCCUGCUCCGGGCCAUGGGCACUUCGGUCGGAUGCCUGCGCCAUGCCGCGAUGCCGGGCGGCCCACUUGCCGGGGUCCAUUGGCCAGGCCUCGCCCGGGCCCUGUUGACGGAAAAUGCCUCCGGCAUCACGGUGGCCGACCAUCUGUUCGCAAUCGACCGGCAGGCUCUCGCGGCCAGCCACAUUUCCGCACCCCACCAGCCCUUCAGCAGCCAGCCUCUGCGUUGCUCGGACCUCACCCGUGCCCUUGGUGUGGAGGCCCCGGUGGCCGGCGCCACCGGCACGGCGCACUUCACCUCCAUGGGUCGGCUUUUCAGUGCCCUGCGAGUCCUGGCCAGCGUGGUGGCCUUCGCCCCCGGGGCGCCCUGUCGCUUUACCAUCCGGUCAUCCGACGCGCGCAGGGCCCUCUUCCAUCUGGCCGACCAGACCAUGCUGCAGUUUGAGCGCAUCAAUUCCAGCGAUCACUACCAGGACGAAGAGGACCAAUACUACACCGGGGCCGAUCCCUCGCUGGCCAGCAAUGGGCUCCUGCGGAUUGCCUGCUUUGAGGGCAAGCCAGCUCGGCCGGACCUCACCGCCGAGAAGGCCAUCCCCCUGCCGCUGCUCCUUCGGAACCUCCUGGUUGAUGCUUGA